Molecule: messenger RNA, 3869 nt
Organism: Biomphalaria glabrata
Lineage: Eukaryota; Metazoa; Mollusca; Gastropoda; Planorbidae
Product: tubulin-specific chaperone D-like
Exons: 37
Coding region: 25-3573 (1182 amino acids)
Biological process (GO): bicellular tight junction assembly; post-chaperonin tubulin folding pathway; adherens junction assembly
Cellular component (GO): lateral plasma membrane
Molecular function (GO): GTPase activator activity; beta-tubulin binding
Source: RefSeq, a predicted model, not a curated record
CACCCAUCGUUGAAUGUUUACAUCAUGGCGACGAUCAUACCGACUGAUUCCUCCGGUGAUGGUGAUGGCAAUAACAUCCCAGAAGAAGACAAAUGUCUUGUUCAUGAAACAUUUAAAGAAGCAGAUGAAAUUAGAAGCCUUAUUAAAAAUGUGGUCAAUAUCUGGGAGGAUCCAGUUGCAAUGGAAAUGGCAGCUGAAAGAUUUAGAAUCAUUGUUGAUGAUUAUCAAGAGCAGCCACACCUGAUUGAUCCAUACUUAGAGGAGUUUUUAGUUUCUUUGCUGGAAAUUGGAAAAAAAUUGACCACCCCUAAACCUGUCUCCAAGCAAGUGUUUACAUAUUUGUAUCUAAUAACAAAAAUGAGAGGCUUUAAAUAUGUGGUCAAGUUACUUCCCCAUGAAGUAUCAGACAUGGAACCAUUGCUGACCCUUAUUGAGUUACAGGAUCCAAAUGACCAUGAACUCUGGGAAACCAGAUAUAUGCUUUUAGUCUGGCUCUCCAUUGUGUGUUUAAUACCUUUUGACUUGAAGAGAUUGGACAGUAAUCUGAAUCAGGGAGAUGGAAAUGUUAAAGCUAAAACUAUGGACAGAAUUAUGACAAUUUGCAAGACUUAUUUAUCUGUGAAUGAUAAAAGUAGAGAUGCAGCAGGCUACCUAAUGUCUAGAUUCUUGACACGUCCAGAUGUUAAACAAGUACUUCUUCCCCAGUCUCUGGACUGGAUGAUGCAAAUUCUGAAAACUUCAGACUACACUCAAGUAUUUGAUUGUAGCAGACUUUGUGGAGUAUUAAAUACUUUGGCUUUGUUGUUUAAACAUGGGAAAAGAGAGGAUUUACUUCAAUAUGCACCAGUAGUAAUGAGAGUUACACUAGAUGCCAAGCUUGAAGAAUGCAAUAGUUGUGUUCUCCGUAAAAUGGUCGGCAAGCUCAUCCAACGGCUAGGACUGACUUUUCUGAAAUACAGGGUCACAUCCUGGAGAUAUCAGAGAGGUAAUAGGUCAUUAGCAUUAAAUUUAGGUGAAGGGAUUAACAUAGCAGCAGGUGGAUUAGGAAGUUCUACUUUGGCUAAAGAAGAGGAUGAGGAGAAUGAUGUUCCUGAAGAGAUUGAAGAAAUUAUUGAACAUCUUUUGAUUCAUAUGAAAGACAAGGAAACAAUUGUGAGAUGGACCGCAGCUAAAGGGAUAGGACGAGUGACAGGGCAACUUCCUAAAGAACUUGCAGAUGAUGUUGUUGGAUCAGUAUUGGAUUUAUUUACUUUCCAGGAAAGCGAUGGUGCAUGGCAUGGAGGUUGUUUGGCUUUGGCUGAAUUAGGUCGCAGAGGAUUACUUCUGCCUGAACGUCUUAAAGAUGUUGUUCCAGUCAUCAUGAAAGCCUUGAUGUAUGAUGAAAAACGGGGAAAUUUCUCAGUAGGAGCCCAUGUCAGGGAUGCAGCAUGCUAUGUGUGUUGGGCUUUUGCCAGAGCUUAUGAACCUCAGGACAUAUUACCUUAUGUACAUCAAAUAUCAAAUUAUUUGAUUAUUGUUUCUGUGUUUGACCGAGAAGUCAAUGUGAGGCGAGCAGCUGCAGCAGCCUUCCAGGAAAAUGUUGGCAGACAGGGAACGUUUCCUCAUGGUAUUGAAAUACUUACUACAGUGGACUAUUUUGCUGUUGGCAACAGACCAAAGUGUUACCUCGAGCUCAGCAUGUUUAUUGCCAAAUUUGAAGAAUAUACUCAAGGUGUUAUAGAUCACUUGGUAGAUGUGAAACUUUCCCAUUGGGACAGUACCAUAAGAGAGUUGUCUUCCAAAGCACUUCACAGAUUAACUGCGUGUGCACCACAGUACAUGGCCUCACAAAUAAUACCAAAACUCAUGUCCUGGUCCACUGGCCUAGAUUUGUUUCAACGUCAUGGUUCCAUCCUAGCUAUAGCUGAAAUUGUACAUGCCCUCUACUUGAUAACUCAGUCUAAAAAUGAAAGUCUAGUCCAACUGCUGGGUGAAGAUAUUAUAGACAAAAUACAAGACAUCUGUAGAAAGCUACAUGACCUCAAGAUGUUCAAGAGACAUGGUGGUGAAUUUAUGAGAAUAUCCACUUGUUGUUUGAUUGAGAAAUGUUCAGUGGCUAAACUGCCAUUCCAUAAUAAACCUGUUGUAGAAAUGUGGCGGUCUGUGAUAGAUGAAUGUUUAACAAGAAUUGAGCCAGAGAUACAGGCUGCAGCCAUUUCUGCCAUUCCUUCCUUUUUCUCAGAAUAUUAUACUCAGCCAGAUGGAACUGUCUCACAAGAGAAACAAGCGUCAAUCAUUUCACAGUAUUUAUCUGAACUCAAGUCUUCCAAUCAAGCUGCCAGACAAGGUCACAGUCUAGCCAUAGGGGCUCUACCAAGGAGUAUGCUUAAAGGUCAAUUAAAAACAGUUCUGUCUGGACUCAGAACUGCAUCCCAGAUAACAGAGAAACAAAUGGCAGAAGCAAGAAGGGAUGCUAUUAUUGCUCUGUCAAAUGUAUGUAAGACAGUUGGAGUUGAACACCAUGGCAAUGCUGAGGAGUCAAUCUGUGCUGACAAUGUAGACACAGUCUAUACAGUUUAUCUUGAGGCUAUGAAGGACUAUACAUUAGACAGUAGAGGAGACAUUGGUGCUUGGGUAAGGGAGGCCUCCAUGCAAGCCUUACAUGAUCUAACUAUUCUUAUUGUCAAUUCUGGGUGUCCACUUCUUACUCCCGAGACAGUAAAACAAGUAUUUUGUAGUUUGAUACAACAGGCUGUGGAGAAAAUCGAUAGAACACGGAGACUUGCUGGCAUACUGUUUACUAAGCUUCUCUACCACAAACCAUCAGUUCCUUACAUACCACAAGAGGCUGAGGUAAAAAGUAUUUGUCCAGAAAUACUGGCUUUGGAGACUAACUGGGCUGCUGAGGCUGACACAUAUCCCAUAUUUUCAAAAUUAUUGGCACUAGAGACUUACACCUACAGUGUUUUGCUUGGUCUUGUAGUUAGUGUCGGAGGACUUACUGAAUCUCUUGUCAAAUUUUCUAGUGCCUCACUCCAAGAGUAUAUCAAGUCUUUAUCAAGCAAUCAAUCUCAACUUGUCUCUUUCAUGGAAGUUUUACUUAGAAUAUUUAAAGAUUACCAAAAAGAUGACAGAGUGUCUCUCCCUAUGAUGAAAACUAUUGAUCACAUUCUUUCAUGGGGUCUAGUUGAUUCCAUAGCAUCUGAUAAUCAGGAUUCUAUACCUGAUCAAAUUGUGGAUUUGGUCAAGCUAGAGCUGUACAGAUCUGGAAGCCCUCAGAAACUCAUGGCCGGAGCUGAUGUAUUUUGUGAUCUUCUUCAAUUUGAUGGAAGUCCUAGAAAGAAAAGUUUGAAUCAGCUGAUGAUGCUACUGUGCCAUAAGUACCCAAGGGUGAGGAAAACUACUGCCAACAAACUUUAUGAGGCAUUGCUGACAUACGAUGAGGUUGUACCUCCAGAGAAUACUGGAGAUGUGAUGGCUGUGUUGAGUGAAACUAGCUGGGAUGUACUGGACAUGAAUGACAUCAGAGAACAAAGAAAUAGACUGUGUGAAUUGUUACACAUUAAAGCUCCUGUUUUUGUAAGGAAAACAUAGCCUCUACUAAUGAAAACAAACAAAUGUCAGCACAGGACUAAAAGAACAUUUUUAUGCUGAAAGCAAUUUUUAUUUUUGUGUCUAAAAGCCAGUUAUGCAGUUUUUAAAUUGUGUAUGAAGCUCAGAAGGAAACAUUGAAGCAUUUAUGUGUACAGCUGCUUAUGUCAUUUUUAAUUUGUUGCUUUUGUUUACAUUGAUAUGAAGCUCCAGUUUUUGUUUCUCUAGAAUGUAGUUAAUAAGCCAAUGAGAAACACUUGUGGGAUUGAUUUGUGAGACCAAAUAAAACAUAUUAUUUA